Molecule: messenger RNA, 787 nt
Organism: Eurytemora carolleeae
Lineage: Eukaryota; Metazoa; Arthropoda; Copepoda; Calanoida; Temoridae
Product: F-box only protein 22
Exons: 7
Coding region: 16-699 (227 amino acids)
Biological process (GO): positive regulation of proteasomal ubiquitin-dependent protein catabolic process; protein polyubiquitination
Source: RefSeq, a predicted model, not a curated record
AAUUAUCAUGUUUUUAUGAUUCUUGGUUAUAAUAAUAAUUACCUUUUUCUUCUGAACCAGGAUGUUUUCAAUCAGCUCAAUUCUGAGACUAAAGCUGUUGUUCUUCUCUCUAACCAGCCAAGUCUAUGCGAAACCAACAAAUUUAUUAAGAAAGCGCUUCAAACAUGUCCUCAGCUCUCCCUAGGAGGUGGAGUAGGAGACCUAAGCUGGUCAACUCACAGCACUUCUGAUAUAUCUUCUAUCCUCGCAACACUAGUGGACUUCGACCGAUUUUUAGAGACAGAGGAAGUCGAAGGAAAUGAACCUGAUGAAGAUGAAGCCCGGCACCCCCAUCAAUUAACUGUAGGGAUUAAAUUUGCUGGUAGUAUACAGUCAUCUACUCUUCUCAUUUCCAGUCAAGUAAGAACAGAGAAGGGGGUAGAGAAGAGACUACUAGAACACAAGACUAAAGUCAAAGAGGAGAAUUGCUUGGCUCUCAUGUUUGCCUGCUGUGGACGAGGAAAGGGUCUAUACAGAGGAAAAAAAGACGUAGAAUCGAGAGCUUUUAGACGAGUUUUCCCGUGUAUCCCCCUCAUAGGUAUAUUCGGCAAUGGUGAAAUAGGGAUGGAUACGUCCAAACCUAAACCUCAGGUUGUGAAGGAGAGAGACUUUAUCCAUGGUUACACAACAAUCUUUUUCUUCAUCUCCUACUCUGGAUAAAUAUGUCCUACCUCUACAGUCUACAGAAUAGAAAGACGACAUUAUAGCAUUUGUGAAGUGUAUUUGAUGUUAUUCAAAGCAUAUAGCU